AUGAAGUCUAUAUCGAAAAUCCUCUCCAAGAGACCCGUAUCAGUACCUGCAAGUGCAUAUAUAUGUAACAGCUGUUCAGGACGUCGUACAAUCGAGGCACAGCCGAGGAAUCGCAAAUACUCCUCAACUUCAACCCCAGCCUCAACCCAAAAUGCAACAUCAUCUUCAAUAGAAACUCCCUUCAAGCUCCCUAAAAAGGGCAUCGCGCGUCUCUCAACUCGUAGACUCAUAUCCCUCAGAGGCCCCGACUCGACAAAAUAUCUACAGGGCGUUAUCACCAAUGAUAUUUACAAAGAAGGGAAUAAGAAUGGGUUUUAUUCCGCAUUUUUAAAUGCUCAGGGAAGAGUCUUAAAUGAUGUUUGGAUUUAUAGAGAUAUAUAUGCGGAUUUGAAGGGAGACAAAACGACUGAGGGCGAUAAUUGGCUAAUAGAAGUUGAUGCGAAACAAGUGGAAGUUUUGGCCAAACAUAUUAAGAGGUAUAGGAUGCGGGCGAAAUUCGAUGUCGACAUUGUAGAUGAGGAGGAGAAGAAGAUUUAUAGUCUGUGGGGAACGAAAGUGGGAGUUAGGGUAAUCGAUGCGCAGGAACGGGAUCGUGAAAAGGCGCAACAGGGGAUUGUUACGUCCGAUACGAGGGCUCCCGGGAUGGGUAAUAGGGUUAUUGUGAAUAAGGGUUGGCAUAUGCAUAUGGACAUUCAGGAUGCGGAAGUACAGAUGCAUGGGGAGAAUGUGUAUAGGGCGAGGAGAUAUUUGAUUGGGGUGCCCGAGGGUCAGGAUGAGAUUCUGAGGGAGAGUGCCCUGCCGCAGGAAAGUAAUAUUGAUGUUAUGGGUGGAAUUGAUUAUACGAAGGGCUGUUAUGUAGGGCAGGAAUUGACGAUUAGGACGCAUCAUACGGGGGUUAUCAGGAAGAGGAUUGUGCCGAUGAUGUUGGUUCCGGAUGGGGAGGAUAUGCCUGGGUUGGGAGAGUUGAAGUAUAAGGGUGGUCAUCUGGCGAGUUGGCUGAAUGGCGGGGAAAAUAUUAAGAAGGUUGGUGGAAAGAGACCGGUGGGGAAAUGGUUGAGUGGUGUGGGAAAUUUGGGGUUGGGACUGGCGAGGUUGGAUGAGAUGGGUAAGUGGAUGGUGGAAGAGAAGGAAGCGGGUGGUGUGGAUGAGUUUGUGGCGGAGGGGAAGGGGGAGAAGGAGGGAGAGGUAAGGAAUAUCAGGGUUAGAGCUUUUCCUCCUGCUUGGAUCGAGACAUGA
Messenger RNA from Sclerotinia sclerotiorum 1980 UF-70, 1236 nucleotides. RefSeq lists its product as hypothetical. Gene Ontology annotation, cellular component: mitochondrial matrix. The coding region runs from base 1 to 1236 and encodes 411 amino acids. The transcript has a single exon. Gene Ontology annotation, molecular function: protein binding. The record is from RefSeq and is a predicted model, not a curated record. Lineage: Eukaryota; Fungi; Ascomycota; Leotiomycetes; Helotiales; Sclerotiniaceae.